Messenger RNA from Hemibagrus wyckioides, 3288 nucleotides. RefSeq names its product neurotensin receptor 1 (high affinity) (gene ntsr1). Gene Ontology annotation, cellular component: plasma membrane. Lineage: Eukaryota; Metazoa; Chordata; Actinopteri; Siluriformes; Bagridae. The transcript has 4 exons. Gene Ontology annotation, molecular function: G protein-coupled neurotensin receptor activity. Gene Ontology annotation, biological process: neuropeptide signaling pathway. The record is from RefSeq and is a predicted model, not a curated record. Bases 125 to 1324 code for a protein of 399 amino acids.
AGCGCGCGCACGCACAGGAGCGCAGUGACCGGCUCCAUCUCCAGUCCAGAAACCUUACAAAGCAUAACAACUACGUUUUCUCUGGACACGUCUGGUAUGGAGUAAUUCCAAAAUCAGGACAGUAAUGGAUCUAAACGCAACACUAACAGAGCUCGACUCCCUAAAACUGCGCUUCUUGACGGAGCAACUUGUGGCGCGCGAGAACAAUUCCACGCUGCUUAGCCAUAACAAGACCACAGCUCAGGAGGACCUGGACGUGAACACAGAUAUUUACUCUAAAUUGCUUGUCACCGUGAUUUACGUCUUUCUGUUCGCUAUCGGCUGCCUCGGGAACUCUAUAACGCUGUACACCCUGCUGACCAAGAAGUCUCUUCAGAACCUACAGAGCACCGUGCACUAUCACCUGGCGAGCUUGGCCGUGUCUGAUCUGCUCAUCCUCCUGUUCAGCAUGCCCGUGGAGCUCUAUAACUUCAUCUGGGUGCACCAUCCGUGGGCUUUUGGCGCGGCCGCGUGCAAAGGCUACUACUUCCUGCGUGAUGGGUGCUCGUAUGCCACGGCUUUCAACGUGGCGAGUCUGAGCGCCGAGCGCUACAUGGCCAUCUGCCACCCGUUUAAGGCGAAGAGCGUGAUGUCGCGCAGCCGCACCAAGAAGCUGAUCAGUGCCAUGUGGGCUGCUUCCUUUUUGCUGGCCACACCGAUGCUCUUUACCAUGGGUCAAACGAUCGUGGAGAGUGAAUCCAUAUGCACAACCAUCGUGACCUCGGUCACGGCCAAAACAGUUCUUCAGGUUAAUGCAUUCCUGUCAUUCGUGGUUCCCAUGGUUCUGAUCUCAGUGCUGAAUGGAAUCAUUGCCAGUCAACUUCUGCGCAUGUUUCGUGAGGCAGCUCAGGACAAUCGUGUCUGCAUUGUUGGUGGUAAUGCCACUAUGCUCAGCGUUGCUGUGGAGCCCAACCGCGCCCAGUCCCUGCGCCAUGGAGUUAUGGUGUUGCGAGCUGUAGUUGUUGCUUUUGUGGUCUGCUGGCUGCCCUAUCAUGCCCGUCGACUGAUGUACUGUUACGUGACUGAUUGGACUGACACCCUCUAUGAUUUCUACCACUAUUUCUACAUGGUCACCAACGUCCUGUUCUACGUCAGCUCUGCAAUCAACCCUGUCCUGUACAACCUGGUCUCGACCAACUACCGCCAGAUCUUCUUCUCCACGCUGCACAAUUUCUGCCUGCCGUGUCGACGGAAGAAGCAAACACGCAUGCUCACCAGGCACUCGAUCAGCAUCUGCAGUAACCACACUUUCUCUACCAAUGUCAUCAAAGAGACUGUCUACUGAUCAACAGCAACAGACCGUCACGAAUUGAGGUCACUUCCUAUAGGUUUGAUUCUCAACAUGUGAGCCUCAGCGGCUAGAAGAAAGAGCCGAGAUUGUUGGCUAGCAGCAUUGUUGCAGAACUAAGCAUACAAACCUGAUAAAGAUGAAUACGUGAGUUUUCUGCUAAACUAAAAAAAACAAAAUCGUGCAAAUACUGUAUAUACUGUGCACUGUACAGUAUAGUGUGUAACUGUAAAAUAUCUGUACAGUUUGAAUGCAAAAUCCACUUCGAUGUCUGAAUUCUAAGACAGUGUACAGAUAAGAAAGGUAGAGAGGAUCAUUUGGUGCUGUAUGUUUAAAAUGUUUAUAUUUAUUUUUUUUCCUCCCAUAUCAUAUUUUCUGAAAGAUUUAUGUAUGAUCUAUAUUGAAGUUUGAAAAAGAGAACUGAAAUUUGCACUGACCCCUGUGUGGAGCGUGGAGUCACUGUGAGAAAAUAAAAAAAUGACCUGUUAGGAAUCCCCCCCCCCCCCCCCCGAUUAGCAAAGCACACUUAAAGAAGACUUAAAAAUUCCUUUUUUUAUCAGAAUGCAGCAGUGCGGUUUAGACUGAGAGCAAAGAGAAAUCCUCCAGUUCUAGUGACUUUACUGCAGCCGUAUUUCAGCUGACUCAAUUCCAGGCAAUUGUGCGUGGCUAAAGCCACUGCUGCUUUGUGACAGCCAAAAAAACAAAAAACAAAAGGACAAUAAAGAUAUUCUUCAGCGGUUCAGUGAAUACUUAAAGUCCCUGAGGUAAGUGGCAGGUAGUUUAAUGUGGACAUCAAAUUUUGACCACCUUUAUUGAAUCUGUCCUGUGCACAGGGAAUGCUGCAGAGAGCAGAGGAAAACAACACGAAGACUCGGCUGCAGCAUAAUUAUCAAACAUUCAUUGUCUAUACCCUCUUUAUUCCUAAUUAGGGUCACGGGGGUCUGCUGGAGCCUUUCCCAGCACACAUUAGGCAAAAGGCAGGGGUACACCCUGGACAGGUCACCAGUCCAUCACAGGGCCACACAUAUAGACCGACAACCACACACACUCACUAACAGGCAAUUUAGAAUUACCAAUCAACCUAAUGUACAUGUUUUUGGACUGUGGGAGGAAACCGGAAGAAAUCCACACAGGCAUUAAUCAUGCAAGAACAUGCAAACUCCACACAGAAAGGCCCUAAUCAUUAAACAUAUUAAACAAAAAUAAUAUGGAUUUUUUCCAGUAAUGGACAAAAGAGAUCUGUGUGGUAAAGAAGGGAGCUAUUAUUAAAAAGUCGACACAUGGGCUAUGGCGGGUGUGUUUUAUGUUAGAGGAAGUGUGUUGAAGGAACGAGGCAAGCUGAGAGACGCGAUACGGACGAGAUACAAAGCACGAGCUAAGAGAUUGACACUGUGAGAGAGCUGAUAUUGUUCCCUAAAAAGAUUGUUUCUUGCUCAUAUUGACAGACUGCUAGAUUAGAGGAAAAAACGAAGGAAUAGUAUCAGCAGGAUAUGAGAGCAUGGUUCAUAAAUGUGUGUGCAUGUGUGUCUUGUGAAAGUGUGUCACUUUGUCAAAGUGUGAACAAAUCAAAAUAAUGUUUAUGAAAGUGAGUUCAUUCAAUGAAAGAUGAUGCAGCGUUUUUUUUAACCAAUGACAUCGUUGGCUAGUCGUAUUUGUACCGUAAGAAUUGUAUUUCCUUUACAAAUCUGUGCUUUUGUUUAUAUGUUGUUGUUGUUUUUUCUUUUUCACACUGAGAUAAUUGCAGUGCAAUCACGUGUUGCUAACCAGCGUGCUGUAAACUACUAGAAAUGAAUGUUGUGAAGUUUCAUGUGUGAAAUUCAUUAGCAAAACCAAAACCAAGCAGAUAGAUCCAUUUGCAUAAACUAUGUUUUAGGAUAAUGUUCAGAGGGCUAUGUGACACUCAAUAUGUCCUCAGUGACCUCAGACCAAACAUGCAUAACAAGCUGUUAAUAAAGGAUUGU